CGCCAUGAAAGCUCAACGGGAAUUUUUGAAAACUAUAGGUUUCUGACGGUACUUAAAAAUUCGCCUGUGUAGAAAUGCGUUAUGGCCUCGUCGAAAUCAAGCUAUUUAGAGAAGGGCGCGGCCUAUCUUUCCUCAGAAAGUGAACAAUUUGCUGAGCUUGAAGACGCCGAAAUUUUGACGCUGCUACAGUCUUCAGACGGAGAGAGUUCGUCUGACGAUGAUCUUGUUCUUCCAUCAAACCAAAAAGUCUCGCCUGACCCAUCUUUGGGUGAUUCGUCAGUGUGGAAAGCUGCAGCAAAUCUUUUUAACUUUAUGGAAGGCAUUGGCUUUCUUGCUGUGCCCUAUGCGCUCAAAGAGGGAGGAAUAGCCGCCAUGGUAAUGUUUAUAAUAACCCCAAUUAUCAUGCGAUAUUUAGGAACAAUUCUAACUGAGUGCCUCUAUGACGAGGAUGAGCAAGGAAACAGACAUCGCGUGAGGUCAGGAUAUAAAGAUCUAGGCGACGUGCUUUUACCCAAAUAUGGUGGUUAUAUAGUGUCUGGUAUUAUUCAGCUGGUCGUCUUUUUGGCGGCUGUUUCUUAUCUUGUCCUUUUCGGAUCUGUCAUGCGCCAUGACUACCCGUCUGUACCCAUCACAGAGCGCAUGUGGGUAGGAAUCUCUGGAUGCUUGGUGUUGCCGACAGUUUUCCUGAAGUCACUCUCGCAGAUUGCAUGGUUAAGUGCUACCAGCGUGGUUGCUUUAAUUGCAGUUGUAGUGUAUAUUUUAUGGUACGGAGCAGAGAACACGGACGAGUGGGACCUGAGCACCAUCCUGUUUUGGGACACCGAAGGUGUGUUUACAUCUUUAUCAAUUUUGCUGUGCAGUUACUCUUCUCACCAAAUAAUUCCAUCUGUAGAGGGAAGUAUGGCCGACAGAACAAAGUUCGGAAAAGCUUUAACUUUCGCUUAUGUCGUAAGCGCAUCGAUGAAAUUAUCCUUCGCUGUUUUUGCUUUCCUUUCCUUCGGCGCCAACACAAAUGAAUUUAUAUUAAAUAGUAUUCCCUCAGGACCCGUUCACAGAGCUGUUGGUUCUUUCUUCGCUUUGAAUUGCAUACUGUCCUACGGUCUCGCUAUUUAUCCAGUGAUUGAGUCUGUUCACAAAUCAGUUACCACACGCAUUCAAAAUGAUCAAAUACCUGACUUUGUGACAAACGCAGUGAUUCGAGUCACAGUAGUUGUUCUGUCAGUCGUUGUGGCCAUUUUAGUGCCAAGUUUCUUGGUAAUCGUUUCAUUUAUCGGAAGCGUAUUAGAUUCUCCCGUAUGCUGCAUUUUCGCAAUUGCCUUGCGUUUUAAGCUCAAGUAUGAGCGCCUUAAGAUACAUCAGGUCUGUUUUGAUAUUUUUGUAGUAAUUUUCGGGGUUAUCGUAAUGGUAUUAGGUGUUACUGUGUUCAUUAAAACCCUUAUUAACUUUCAUGAACAAUAACUAAUACUCUACAUUUCUCAAAGUGCCUCAAGCUAGAUAUUUGUUGCCAUAAUUUAAAAACGUACUAUUUUAGAUAUGUACAUAAUAUACCAUUUUAUAAAAUAAUUGAGCUCCUACGCGCGCUCUUAUUGGUCGUUAGGUGUGUUUGGAUGAGAGUGUGCAAACACGGUUUUGACGUUUGAUAGAGUACUUUUUCCUGGUUUACAUAGCCUAAUAAAAACACUUGGGGGGCU
This is a messenger RNA of Orbicella faveolata, 1691 nucleotides long. Its product is annotated as vesicular inhibitory amino acid transporter-like. Lineage: Eukaryota; Metazoa; Cnidaria; Anthozoa; Scleractinia; Merulinidae. Gene Ontology annotation, molecular function: L-amino acid transmembrane transporter activity. Gene Ontology annotation, biological process: amino acid transmembrane transport. Gene Ontology annotation, cellular component: vacuolar membrane. The record is from RefSeq and is a predicted model, not a curated record.